Candoia aspera is the source of this 7355-nucleotide messenger RNA. It is a transcript of the gene MTCL1, whose product is annotated as microtubule crosslinking factor 1. Gene Ontology annotation, biological process: establishment or maintenance of epithelial cell apical/basal polarity; microtubule bundle formation; regulation of autophagy. The transcript has 15 exons. The record is from RefSeq and is a predicted model, not a curated record. Gene Ontology annotation, cellular component: microtubule bundle; apicolateral plasma membrane; spindle pole. NCBI's taxonomy places the organism in Eukaryota, Metazoa, Chordata, Lepidosauria, Squamata, Candoiidae. Gene Ontology annotation, molecular function: microtubule binding. Bases 520 to 6348 code for a protein of 1942 amino acids.
UUCUCUAUUUCAGGAGCGAAAGGGAGGAGGAAGAAGCCUGGAAAGAUCGGAAGAUACGGGAAGAAGGAGGAGGGCACCAGGGGGAUGAAUUAGCGACGGUCUGUGAGCUAGCGAAGCUGAGGAGGAAUCCGGAAAACAGUUGUCUUCAUGGGAGGCGGCGAAAAGGGAGUCGAUGUUGCAGGCUGCAACGUUUCGUAGAACUGCAGUCAGAGAGAAAAAAGAAGUAAGCUUUGUCCUUGAUUGUGGUUGUGUUUUUCGACAAGGCGCGGGAAGGGGGAGACAGGCAGAGAGAGAAGUGUUGUUGAAUCACAAUAGCGCCAAGGAAAAAGUGUGAGCUUUCGGUGAGAAGGAAAUAGGAGUGAUGAGAGAACAAACGGGAAAAUCAGAGGAAACUGCGGUUGCUGCUGGGCUCCACCGGGAGUACUGUCGUCUCCGCUCCGCUCCCUCCUGCUCUUGGGAAAGAUUGGAGGAGCCUCAAGUGUCCGCCACUCCCUGGCUGCUCCUCCACCAGCCGGGACUAUGGAGACUUUAAGCGACACCAGCCUCAUCGAGCCUCUCAAGCCGCUGCCGCCUUCGCCGCAGAGUUCCCACCACUCCUUUGCCGAGAAGAAGCGGCUCCAUCGAGCUCCUUCCCCUGCCAGACCUUUCCUCAAGGAUCUCCACGCGCGGGCAUCUUCGGCCAAGCCUCCGCCGGUGCCUCCCAAGUCGCCCAGCCUGUCGAGCAAGACGCAGCCCCAGCAGGGGGGACCCCGACCGCAGUCGCCGGGGCUCUUGGCAACCCAGAGCCGCUUCUCCCGCCGCAGCUGCGCCCAAAGCGCAAAGGCAGCGUCGGCCCCUUUGGGAACCGGCGUGCCUGGCAAAGUCAAUACCGCCAAAUCCGUCCUCUCCAGCAAGAAAGCGGCCCGGGCCCAGGAGCAGGCGGGCGGGAAGGCCAUCGCAAGGCAGGUCGGGGGUGAGGCCGGCCACUCGUCUGGCAAGAACAAGAAGGGAAGGCGGUGCGUCCCCUUGGCUCAGCCAGGUGCCUUGGCCCCAGCCGCGGCUGCAAGGAUCAGUCACACGGACAGCAGCUCGGACCUCUCUGACUGCCCUUCCGAGCCGCUCUCCGAUGAACAGAGACUGGCUCAGGCCGCCAGCAGCGAUGCCGAGUCUGGCACCGGCUCUAGCGACCGGGAGCGCGAGCCGCCGCCACCUCCCCCUCUUCCCUCAGGGCCAGGCGGCGGCCCCCAGCAUUCCCUGCCCUCUCCGGAGCAGUCGAGCAAAGGGCCGGCCGCGGCCCCUGCUUCCUCGGCCCCCUCGGACGUCGAAGGCGAGGAGCAGGGCGAGGAAGCCACCUGGGGGAGAGGUCCGGAGAAAGCGUCCGCCAAGAGUGCGCAGCCUUCUGGGAGCCUGCGCCUGGGCGGCAAAAUCCCAGUGGUGGUUCCCUCCUAUGAAAGACAGCUGGUGGCAGACCAAGAAGAGCUGCUGAGGGAGAUAGAAGAGCUACGCUCAGAAAACGAUUACCUCAAGGAUGAACUGGAUGAACUCCGGGCUGAAAUGGAAGAGAUGCGUGACAGUUAUCUUGAAGAAGAUGUUUACCAACUACAGGAACUUCGACGAGAGCUGGAUCGUGCAAACAAGAACUGUCGUAUCUUGCAGUAUCGUCUCAGGAAAGCUGAACAGAAAAGCUUGAAAGUUGCACAGACGGGUCAGGUGGAUGGAGAACUAAUCAGAAGCUUAGAGCAAGAUCUAAAGGUAGCCAAAGAUGUAUCUGUCAGGCUGCACCAUGAACUGGAAAAUGUGGAGGAAAAGCGUGUUAAAGCAGAGGAUGAAAAUGAAGUCCUUCGUCAACAAAUCAUUGAGGUGGACAUAUCGAAACAGGCACUGCAAAAUGAGCUAGAUAAAUUGAAAGAGAACUCCCUGAAGAGAAGAGGCAGCAGGGAUAUUCAUAAAGAAAAGAAGGCAUUUGCUCAGGAAGACAGUGCUGAUUUGAAGUGCCAGCUUCAGUUUGCCAAAGAGGAAGCAGUACUAAUGCGUAAGAAGAUGGCCAAGCUAAGCAGGGAGAAAGAUGAACUGGAACAAGAACUUCAAAAGUACAAGUCCAUCUAUGGGGAUGUGGAAAGUCCUCUCCCCAUUGGAGAAGCUGGAGGACCACCCAGCACAAGAGAAGCUGAACUGAAGCUUCGUUUAAAACUGGUGGAAGAAGAAGCUAACAUAUUGGGCAGAAAGCUAGUAGAACUAGAGGUGGAAAACAGAGGUAUUAAGGCUGAGAUGGAGGAUAUGAGAUGCCAGUAUGAAAGAAUAUGUCUUAGCCAGGAACGUGUUUCAAGCAUUCCUACCUCACCUUAUGGUGACCCUGUGGAAUCAGCUGCAGAGUUGCGCCAUCAUUUGCAGUUUGUAGAAGAAGAAGCAGAACUGCUUAGGAGAUCAAUCUCUGAAAUUGAAGAUCACAAUAAGCAGUUAACAAAUGAAUUAAAUAAAUUCAAGGUUGACCCUGGACAAGAAUCUGGUUGGUUUGAUGAAAAUGUCUCCAAAUGCAGUGGAUCCUUACAAGAAGAACUGAAAUCAGCUCGGAUGCAAAUCAAUGAAUUGAGUGGAAAAGUGAUGAAACUCCAGUAUGAAAAUCGUGUACUGUUAUCUAAUGUGCAGCGCUAUGAUCUUGCCUCUCACCUAGGAUUGUGGUCAUCCAGCCCCAGGGACAGUGAUGCUGAGAGUGAGACAGGGAAGAAAGAGUGUGAGAGUGAAGAAAGUCAUCUACCUCAACCAAGGAGAGAGGGACCUAUUGGGGGUGAAAGUGAUUCUGAAGAUGUAUAUGAAAAGACAUCAGGUUUUGGGAGUGGGAAGCAAUCGGAAGUUAGUAACCUGUGUUCCACUGAAUUAACAAGGGCCAAAGAGAAUUCGGAAUCAUUGAUCAAUAUCAGGUGUGAGGCUGAAAGGCUUGAAAGAGCUAUGGAACGUCUUAUCAUUGAUACAGACAGUUUAAUAUAUGAAACAAAAGUCCACAUAAAUAGCAGUGCUUCCUCUGAGCAAUUUUUUAAAAACGAUGAAAAAAAAGGAAGCAAGAAUGAACCAGAACUUUUAAACACUAUUAAUUCAAGGAUGAAACAUUUUCAGAAAGAACUGCAAACCUUCUUGGAGAAGGUUGACAACAUUGGGGCUGGCUUCAAAGAACAGCUAGAAGAUCUUUCCCCUCUUCCUCACCUUACAGAAUCCUCUAGUUUUCUAUCCACAAUGACAUCCAUCUCUCGAGAUUCACCCAUUGGAAACCAAGGAAAGGAAUUAAUUAUAGAUUUCCAGUCCAAACAAAAGGAUCAGAUGGAAUGGCAGCUCAGCCAAGACCAUGGAGAUGAGAAAGAGAUUCAUCAACAACGAAGCACCACCGAACCACAUGGCAGAACUGAUGGAGACCUUAAAUUCUACAGGCCAGGAAACAGUUGUUUCAGUCUAGAGAAUAUAUCGAUACAGGAGCUUCAGGCUCAGCUUGAGCAGGAGGUGAAAUUUCGUCAAGAAGAGCAAGAAACAUUUUCAGAAAGGAUAAUUCAGUUGGAAGAAGGCCAUCUGCAAAGCUUACAAAGAAAAGAUUUGGAGGUACAAAGCUUGACUUUGCAGAACAAAUUGGAAGAGAAGACCUGGAGUCAGGAGAAAAAUCUGAUGGAUCAAGAACUCAGACAUUUCAAGCAGAACAUUUUUAUCCUCUAUGUCAAAUUGAAAUGGUUGCUGAAACAUUGGCGACACAGCAGGCAUAUAGAAAAGCAAGGAGAGGACAUACUUGAGUUGGAACACCUUGAUCCCAUGCUAGAAUUCACCUUUCAGUCUGAACAAAAAGGUGACAAAGAGGGGGAGGAAGAGGAAGAAGAAGAUACAGUUUUUGCAAUGACAAAUUACUCCCAUCAUUCCACAGUGGAAAUAAGUGACCAUGAACCACAACUACAGACAGCAGAGUUGUUGCAGCUACAAAAGCAGGCAAAGGAAAAUAGCCGACUCUUGCAUGCCCUGAAAAUAUUGUUGGAUAACUUCCAGUCAGAACUCCAAGAUGAUGAGCAAGAACGUCAUGAUUUGCAGCAACAAUAUGCCACUGACAAAGCUGCAUGGGAAAUGGAGUGGACUAAACUGAAGUGUCAGCUGGAGCAGCUGGAAGGGAAGAAUGAAAAAGCACAGAGUCAGACUGGUCUGGAUACCACAACAGCUUUCAAGAAGGAGAGAGAGGAACACAAGAAACUCUUGGCGGAAAGUCAUCAAUUAGUAAUGGACUUGCAAUGGCAAAUUCAACACAAUGAGAAAAACUGGAAAAGAGAAAAAGUAGAGCUUCUAGAACGGCUUGACAAAGACCGGCGAGAGUGGGAGAGGCAAAAAAAGGAUCUGCUCAGGAGGGUAGAACAGAAAGUAAAUUCAUCAAGAGGGGACACUAUCCUUUCUGAUUCAAAAGAAACUGCCUUUCAUUCAUUUUUAAACCAAGGGAACCAUCAUGUGCCUCAUUCAUUGGGGUCAAGGUCCUAUUCUGAUUCAGACACCAUGCAAUUUGAAGAUCGAUCACUGUCUAAAUUGAAAGAAAGUGACAGAUGCACUGCCACAGAAAACUUAUUUCUAGAUACAUUGUCUCUUGAUUCUCCAGACGAUUCUGAUGAACCUCAAUCACAGAUAUUGGAACGAGAGAGGUUCUUAACUGGUGUAAAUGAGGAAGAAGAAAUGCACAAGGGAAAUCUACAAAGGGCAAUGUCAGUUUCCUCUAUGUCAGAGUUCAAGCGUUUGAUGGACAUUUCUCCCUUUCUUCCUGAGAAGACUAUACCAUCCUCUAACACCAAAGAAGAUACAACACCUCCAUUAUCUCCUGAUGAUUUGAAAUACAUAGAGGAAUUUAACAAAAAUUGGGAUUACAACACUACCAGAAGCCAGAGUGGAGCUUUAGAAAGGCCUUCAGAUACAUGGGCAGAAAGGACAGAGAUGGGAAAAGCAGGAAAUAAUUCUGUUCCAAGUCCAUUCCAGCCAUCUUCAUGGUACCUUACCACAAGUGUUACUAUGACAACUAACACCAUGACAAGUCCUGAACACUGCCAGAAACAGUCACUGAGAAGUCACAUGGUUACAGAAAAAGUAGGAGUUAGAGUCUUUCAUAGUCCACCAGUUCGCAGGUUUGAUAACUCACUUGUCACUGGCGAUGAAGGGAAAAAUCAGCCUGAGACAGACUUUUUGUUUCCUGGGACCAAAGCUAAGGGAAAUAUGGGUGAGAUAAAAAGUGCUUCAUCAGAAGUGUUUGGACGAUGGCCUUGUGACCUCUCCAAACAUCAUAAUGAUUUCCUAGAAACUGGCCUUCAUCCAAUUGAACAUCCUAUCUGUACUACAGUGGGCUUUGCCUCAUCCUUGCACAAUCUGGAGCUGUCCAGAAACAUGAGUGAUGAUAUGAAAGAGGUAGCUUUUUCUGUCAGAAAUGCAAUACAUUCAAGCUCAACAGAUCUUCAGUUCAGAGACACAGCUUGUCAAACCAAUGGUAUGAGAACAAUGGGGACACAGACUACUCAAACAAUCAGUGUGGGCUUACAGACAGACACUUUGCGUACAAUCACCAGCAGUCCACAUAAAUGUCUGACUCCAAAAGGGGGCUCUACACCUGUUUCAUCACCAUCAAGAAGUUUAAGAAGCAGACAAAUGGCUACUGCUAUUGAAAAGGUCCAGGGCAAAUAUGAACGGACAUGCUGCUCUCCCAAGUAUGGCUCCCCAAAAUUACAGAAAAAAGUUUGUUCCAAAACAGAUCAGCCAAUUAACCGGACAUUACCAAGCACACCUCAGAAAGGAUUUAGUGAAUCUGCUUGGGCCAGAUCCACCACUACGAGAGAGAGUCCAGUUCAUACUACAAUAAAUGAUGGCCUCUCAAGUCUGUUCAAUAUCAUUGACCAUACCCCUAUAGCUUAUGAUACUUUCCAAAGAUGCUCCAGGUCCAACAGCCGGUCAAAAUCGGCAGAACCCAGGCCAGAACUUGAGCCUAUGCAAGAUAUGUGCACAGGUAUACGUGCCAGAUCACCUAGUCCCCUCCGUUUGUGCACAGAACCACAAAAAGAUGAAACAGGUGAAAUAAGUAUCAGGCAAGAUUUAUCUGCUCCUCCAGGAUACACCCUAACAGAAAAUGCUGCCAGAAUCCUGAACAAGAAAUUUAUAGAGAAUGCCUUAGCUUCACACAGCCCUCCAAGUCUUAGCAAUGAAAAUCGCACAAAAGAAGUAGUCAAAGAUGAUCCAGGAUCCAUAGAGGAACUACCUUGUUCUGCACUAGCUCCAUCCUUAGAAUCCUGCUUCUCCAGACCUGAGAGACCAGCAAAUCAGCGCCCACCUUCCCGAUGGGCCUUACAUUCUCCCACUGCCUCGCUUCAGAAGACUAUGUAAGCCAGGAACUGCUAUUGGAGAAUUCAAACCAAUGAUGCAAACCUGCAUGAAUUAUCACAUAAUAAUUUGCUGUCUUUUGUAUGAUAGAUCCAUUAUCAUGGCCAGUCUCUGUCAGUGAGAAGAGAUCAAGUUCCAGUGGUCAAAGAAUGUUCUAGCAUACAGCUUCUUAGUAUACAACUAGAGAAACCGUGAUGUUUCUAGAAUGAAACAGCUAAUGUGCCUGUUAAUAACUUAUUUUUUCAUAGCUCAGAAAACUAUUUUUGCUGCCAUCAUUUCUACACACAGUAUAUUAACUAAAAGGAUCUAAAAGCUAUACAGAUAAAGGUAAGAUUUUAAAUAAACAAAUUUUGUUUCAAGAGACAGUGAAUCUGUUCUCUCUCUUGCUCUCUAACUGUGGACUGCCUUCUGAUACAUUUGCACUGUUAAGAUUUACAUUAUUUGGCUAUUUUUCUGUCUUUUUGGUUUAAUAUCAGACUCUUAAUUUUAUUCAGUUUGGUUUCAUUGUAAAAAAGAAAUUUCAUAAAGGUGCUUUAGCAUAACUGAUGCAGUAAAUGUUAUUAGUGAAGGAAACCCUUGGACUAGUUAUCUUAAAUUAGAAGGGAAUAUAGAGAAUAUGACAUGUUUAGAAAAGGGAGGAGGAAGAGAGGAAGUGAGCUGUACAGUAAACACACACUCAAGAUCUGCAUGUCUUUAGGUUGUUAGCACUUUAGUGCAUGUACAUACUGCUUCAGUACUCUCACUGUCUAGAUCUCAGUCUCUUUCACUGUUACACAAUUGUGAAAUUAUCUGUACUGUACUUUUAAUGUUGGUAUUCUUGCUUUGAUUGUAUAAAAAGGUUUUUAAAUAGUUGUCAAAUAGUUCAACUGAAUAUGUACAGUGUUUAUUGAAAACUUCCCUUCUUUGGGGGAAAGCACUGAGAACUCUGGGCAUACUAAACUGUAACUGGUCUUGUUUUAAGUCUCUUGAGACCAUGUGGUGUGGAAAUAAACUCUUCAGCAUUUACAGAU